Molecule: messenger RNA, 909 nt
Organism: Rotaria sp. Silwood2
Lineage: Eukaryota; Metazoa; Rotifera; Eurotatoria; Philodinida; Philodinidae
Source: the annotation of a GenBank genome assembly
AUGACAGCAAUUCAGAGAUCCGAAAAUUUUAUCAAACCAAUUGAUGACAACACAACGCCUGACAGUCUACCCAAAGAGCUUAUUCAGCCAGAACGUGAUGUUACUAGUAGCUAUUCAGCACUAGUACCACCAUUUUAUAACGGUUCGUUGGAACAGGCUCUCCAGCAUUCAUUGUUUGCAUAUCAGACUUCUCGAUUAUUAGCGCUCUACCUACAGCAUGAUGAAAGUUCAGCUAUGUCUACAGUUUGCGAAGGUGCUUUGUGUUCGGAAGCUACUAUCAAGUAUCUUCUUGAACACUUUAUUGUUUGGCCAUGGAAUCGAACUAGUGACGUGAAUUACGCUCAACUCUUAGCAAAUGUGUCAAAACAUUUAGGAGAAGGAGUGGCAACAAUAAUCGAUUCAUUAUCAAUCAAUUCCUAUCCACUACUCGUCUGUCUUUCGUUUAAUCAAGGUCAAAUCAAUGUUGAUACUAUAAUCGAUGGAACUGUAUCAGACAGUGAAGCAUUCUCUCAACUCUUGGAAAUAUGUGAGAAGAUGAAUUCCCAGCUAGAAUUCCCGGAUACGACUGGUCUACCGACGAGUGCUGUUUCUAUUGAAAAUUGGUCUAUGCCAGCGAGCAACUUAACACACGUUUCAGAGCAGUCUGAAGAAUUUCAAAGAGUGGCUCGAGAUUUUCGAAUUGGUGAAGUUGGCUCAUCGACAAUUAUUCGCAUUGAUCGAAUCGAAAAUUUAACAUGGCUUGUUCAGUAUUUCAAUGAAAAAAAGAUAAUUGAUGAUCGACUCGGUCGUACCGAUACAGAGUUAUUGUUAUUUCAUGGUUGUCCAUACUUGGCAGCUGAACAAAUUCUUCAACAAGGAUUCGAUCAUCGUCUUAUCGGUAAAAAUGGUAAAGAAUUUGAAAUGAAUUAA